GGUGCGCACGAGGCAAGUGCAAAUCUGGAUCGCAGGUCACGCGUCAGGAUACACCGCUAUCGCGAGAACCUUCGGCUCUGUUCGCUGCAGGCACAUCCAUCCACCCUGCAUGGCAUGUGCAAAUGACGCUGUUGCUGCUUCUGUCGCGGGUAUUGUGUCGUGCAGCGCAACGGUCAACACAGCAUUUCUACAAUGCUCUUGAUUGGACGGUCAAAAGCAACGGACCGCUGUUGUUUUGCCGAAGGAACAGCGGCCUCCAUGAUCGCCCCUACAACCCCAGCUGUGCAUGGCCCAAAAGCGGCAUCGUCGCAGGAAUAAGACGAAACCCGUUGAUAAGGUCGUGUACUUGAACGCCUAGAAGCUCGUCAAUUGAUAGGAUAGAAUGCAAACGUAGUUGCAACUUGUAACGGUGUUCCACAAC
Messenger RNA from Didymella exigua CBS 183.55, 421 nucleotides. RefSeq lists its product as uncharacterized. The record is from RefSeq and is a predicted model, not a curated record. The coding region runs from base 123 to 350 and encodes 75 amino acids. The transcript has a single exon. NCBI's taxonomy places the organism in Eukaryota, Fungi, Ascomycota, Dothideomycetes, Pleosporales, Didymellaceae.